Ipomoea nil (Japanese morning glory) is the source of this 1764-nucleotide messenger RNA. RefSeq lists its product as uncharacterized. Bases 456 to 1640 code for a protein of 394 amino acids. The transcript has 3 exons. The record is from RefSeq and is a predicted model, not a curated record. Lineage: Eukaryota; Viridiplantae; Streptophyta; Magnoliopsida; Solanales; Convolvulaceae.
CUCCGAGUUUUGAUCAAAAAUCGGAUGCUAUCCCUCCGAGUCUUGAUAUUCACAAAUUAGGACUCCAACCUUACGCUUUUCCCUCCCUUGUAUCCACUUUUUCAUGCAUGCAAUUUUGAGAUCCACCCAAUAUAUCCUGCAUCACCGGCAAAUGCACCCCAAAUCCGUUGUAAAAGUUACGAGCGGAGAGAUUAAGCCGAUUUUUUUUUUAAUAUAGCGGCAGAUUUUGGAAUCUGUAGCUACGGAUACUCAAAUCCAUCGCUAACAUUAACAAAAUACGCUACAAAACGCUGCUGCCUAACCCUAAGGAUGUAUCAGCCACUUCUCUCCCCUAACACCCACUGCCAUCGCCCACCGCCGCUAUUUUCUUCCGACUGCCACCACCGACGGCGCUGCUUCUAUUCUUACCGUCGCUUCCCCUGCCGCCUAGCUCUAUUCUCUGGUGAUAAAUACCAAUGAGUUCAAAUCGUCAUUGGAUGUAUACACGAAUGAGAAAUGGUCUUCUCACUGAGGAGUUUUUGGCUGGUCUUGAAACUUUCAUCCAAUUUGCUACUAGUUGGAUGGACGGGGAAAGAAUUAAGUGUCUAUGUACUCAGCGCAAGUGUCAAAAUACCAAGUUUUUAGAUGUGCCUACCGUGAAAUACCACUUAGCAAAAUAUGGAUUUGUAUCGGACUACUAUGUUUGGCGCUUCUAUGGUGAGAGAAUUGUGAGGGUAGAUGUUGAUCGAGAUGUUGGUGGCCCAUCUCAAAUGGCCAGUGAAGAAGCAUCUAAUACUUACCACACAAUGGUUAUGGAUGCUGUCGGUCUUGAAUUUAAUGUGGAUGAAAUAGAAAAAUCGCCAAAUCCUGAGGCCCAAAAGUUUGAUGACAUGUUGAAAGCUGCAAAUCAAGAAUUGUGGCCUGGGUGUAAAAAGCACUCGCAGUUGUCUCUUGUAGCUCGACUUAUGAGCUUGAAAUCAGAGAAUCACAUAUCAGAAAAAUGUUUCAAUCAAAUCGUUGAACUUAUGAAAGAAGUUGUUUCGGAGAAUAAUCUAGUUCCUGACAACUUCUAUGAAACCAAAAGGCUAUUUAGGAGUAUGGGGUUGUCGAUUCAGAAGAUAAAUAGGAUGAGUGAGGUGGCCGGACCUGGUACGGAAUGUUCUCGACAUACCGGAGGAUCUAGAUCUGAGCACUAUCACAAAUUGGAAGAAAUACAAACACGACAUGACGCUGCAACGCAAGAAGUUGAAUGGUCAACUGAGCCACCAAUUAUAAACAUGUCACAUGGGUAUGUGGAUGUUGUUGGUGGGGUAAAAAAACAGCGUAUUUAUGGUUUGGGAAUUAAGACAUCCUCAUUUAUCAACAAGAAUAAAUGUAGUUCAUCUGCUACUUCACAACUUCAUCAAGAUGCAAUGAAAGAGAUGGUGAACCAACAGUUAGAGACCAUGCGAGCUGAGAUGGAGGCUAAACUACAAGCUGGAAGAACUCAAAUGCAGGCUCAAAUAAAAGCUCAGUUUACAAGUUUGAUGGAUGAGUUGCGUCCAAGUUUGAUGGAUGAGUUGCGUCGCAACGACAUGCUAUCCACUCCUAUGCCACAACCUCCAACUAUUCAAGCUGAACAUUCUGCUAAUUCAAAUGCUAAAAACUUAGGAGAUGAUUAGAUUAUGUUUAUUAAUAUUUUUGGUAAUGUUUUUAACUAUUUAACAUUAUACAAUGUUAUACUUUUGUUAUUGCUAUUGAGUUUAAAUGUUUUAAUAUAAUAUAUUUUACAAUUAUAUUAUUGAA